UAAAGAAGCAAUCUCAUUAUCUACACAAACUCACACAGUCUCAUUAUCUAAAGCAAAUAGGUAAAGAAACAUAUUCCACCAGCUGAGAUGGUAUUACAGUCUUGGUUUCAACUUAUGGAAAGCUAGCCAUAUUCACAAUUGGAGCUUAGGCUGACUCUGAGCACGGUGGUAUGCUGGCUGGCCUAGCAACAUGUGGUUUCAUGAUGAACAUAGUCUCGAGAGCUUCAGAUCUGACACAAGACUUCAAGACAGGUUACCUCACUUUAUCAUCUCCAAAGUCAAUGUUUGUGAGCCAAGUGAUUGGAACAGCAAUGGGUUGUGUGGUAUCUCCUUGCGUUUUCUGGCUAUUCUAUAAAGCAUUUGAUGAUUUAGGCCUCCCAAACACUGAAUACCAUACUCCAUUUGCUACCGUAUAUCGAAGCAUGGCUAAACUAGGAGUACCAAGAGAAUGUCUCGUUCUAUGCUACGUGUUCUUCGGUGUGGCGAUUCUCGUAAACAUAGUAAAAGAUAGUCUCCAUAGCAAAUGGGGAAGGUUCAUUCCACUUUCCAUGGCAAUGGCUAUACCGUUUUUCUUGGGACUUUACUUUGCAAUUGAAAUGUGUGUGGGAAGUUUGAUACUUUUUAUCUGGGAAAGAGUAGAUGCAGCCAAGGCUGAAGCUUUUGGGACAGCGGUGGCUUCUUGUUUGAUAUGCAGAGAUGGCACUUGGUCUAAGCCAAGCUCAGUGCUCGCUGUAGCCGCAGUUAAUCCUCCUGUUUGCAUGAAGUUUCUCUCUUCUCAAACAAAUUCAAAAGUCGACAACAUUCUGCAAGGAUCCACUUAA
Arabidopsis thaliana (thale cress) is the source of this 821-nucleotide messenger RNA. RefSeq names its product Oligopeptide transporter OPT superfamily protein. Bases 171 to 821 code for a protein of 216 amino acids. Gene Ontology annotation, molecular function: oligopeptide transmembrane transporter activity. The record is from RefSeq and is marked reviewed. Gene Ontology annotation, biological process: oligopeptide transmembrane transport. Gene Ontology annotation, cellular component: membrane. NCBI's taxonomy places the organism in Eukaryota, Viridiplantae, Streptophyta, Magnoliopsida, Brassicales, Brassicaceae. The transcript has a single exon.